AUGGCUCUGGAUCCCAUCAAGUACAACCACAAAAAAGCUCAAGAUAAUCUAGUUGCCCAUGUUGGUGCGUGGAUUCAAGCUACCGGUUCACCUCCUUCAAAAAGCGUGGAUGACCUUGCCUGGGAGAAAGACGACAGAGAGGCCGAAGCGUGGGAGAGAUCAUUACUCAAGGAGCAAGUCUGCCGCGAUGUUGGCAGUUUUAUCAACAAAUACCGACCCGUUGAGCCCGUGGAGCUUCACAGUCCGAGUGGAGGCGGGUAUAACAUAUUCUACCGUCUGGAGUAUAAGGAUGGCUCCUCGGCUGCUCUGAAGAUCCCCUGCAAGGGCCUCGCAGCAGAUGAUCUUGCUGGCACAAGACCUUCUAUCAUCAUGGAUCAUGCAGAACAGGAGAGAACAAUGUCAGAGGCUCUUAAUGACCCUGUUAUCAGCUUCAGCGAGUCUCAUGUCCUGGAUCCCAACGUCGACGCAGAGAAGCUCGAAGUUCUCUACGCACAGAUGGCCAACAUCGUUUUGCUGCUAUCUACGCUACAAUUUGACCGCAUUGGAUCAUUGGUUCAAGAUAGAUAUGGGGGCUUCGAUGUGUCUAGAUGA
Molecule: messenger RNA, 591 nt
Organism: Fusarium sp. VM40
Lineage: Eukaryota; Fungi; Ascomycota; Sordariomycetes; Hypocreales; Nectriaceae
Source: the annotation of a GenBank genome assembly